AACUUCAUUCUGCUACCACGAUUAAAAGCCACCACCUCAGCAGCCUGCUCUGGGUUUCAAAAACUAACAAGGAUGACGACGAUGCAGUUGUUGAUGACGAUGGUGGCUGCUGCACUGGUGCCGUCUGUUACUAACGGGAUAUGUCUGCCCUACGUGGAACUUGCGACUACCACAACUCACAACUACCAAUCCCUCUCCGAACAGGGCGUGGAUUUGGCUCCUGGUACAACGUCAUUUAAGUUCAAGGUCCGCGCGUCAAAUGAUGCUCACCUGGUCCUGCUGCAGGCCGAUGGCGUAACCGACGAGAACGCAUACGAGGUGGUGAUUGGUGGAUGGAACAACACCCAAUCAGUUAUUAGAAAAGGCAUGGCACAAGCCAACAGAGUGACAACCAGACACACGCCAUUGUUUGCGUUCCACUCCCAUGAUUUCUGGAUUUCUUGGGAGAAUGGUGUGAUCGCUGUUGGGACGGGGAUGGAGGUCGGAGUUGGGACGUUCAUGUCGUGGACGGAUCCUUCCCCUCAUGCCGUAAGGGACAUCGCUGUGUAUACUGGAUGGGGAUCCACGGGUCUGUGGCAGUUUGAGAGCAACCUUCCAUUGGUUUGUUUGGAAACGGCCGACGACUACCACUACCACUCCGUCGAUGACGGUGGAUUUCACCUCAAUGGACAAUCAUCCUUCACCUUCUGGGUUAGGGCUACCAAUGACGCUCACAUCGCGUUACUAAGAAACAAAGGCCUCUACGAGAAUGACAUGUACGAAAUCGUCAUCGGAGGCUGGCAUAACACAAAGUCUGUCAUCAGAGACAGGAAGGGAGGGCCAAUCCUUGCGCUUGCGCGCCACGUUCCACUAUCAGGGAACAAGCACCUGCCCUUCUGGAUCAGCUUCAGCGGUGGCACAAUCUCCGUGGGUGCUGGCACAGAGGUCGGAACACGUCAGUUCAUGUCGUGGACAGACCCAACUCCAACACAGAUCAGAUACGUUGGCGUGGCAACGGGCUGGGGGUCCACGGGAAAAUGGCUUUUCUAACCAGCCGCUCCACAAGUUGACAAAACUGGACUUUUCACAUGCUGAAACCAUAGCAAUGGUUGUGAAGAUGGGAAACAAAUACCUGGCUCCACCUGUCGGGCGAUAACAGCAGAACAAUUGAAGAUCCUAUUCCAAUGCAUGUACAUGAAUGAUGAACUUUUAAUAAUAUAAAGGAUAAUCCCUUCCUUGCUACUUCUACCUUAGAAGUGCUGAAA
Molecule: messenger RNA, 1244 nt
Organism: Haliotis rufescens (red abalone)
Lineage: Eukaryota; Metazoa; Mollusca; Gastropoda; Lepetellida; Haliotidae
Exons: 6
Coding region: 73-1029 (318 amino acids)
Source: RefSeq, a predicted model, not a curated record